Messenger RNA from Dermacentor silvarum, 3231 nucleotides. RefSeq names its product nucleosome-remodeling factor subunit NURF301. Gene Ontology annotation, cellular component: NURF complex. Lineage: Eukaryota; Metazoa; Arthropoda; Arachnida; Ixodida; Ixodidae. Gene Ontology annotation, biological process: regulation of transcription by RNA polymerase II. The record is from RefSeq and is a predicted model, not a curated record. The coding region runs from base 16 to 549 and encodes 177 amino acids. The transcript has 3 exons. Gene Ontology annotation, molecular function: RNA polymerase II cis-regulatory region sequence-specific DNA binding.
GUCCCAUGCUGCAUCAUGCCUAGCAGGGAAGCACGAUUCCCGGUUGUACAACCGUGCCCGCUUGCGUGCAGGUUCUACAUCUGCUGCGACCAGUGCCAAGACUGGUUCCACGGCCGGUGCGUAGGGGUGCUGCAGAGCGAGGCGGACUCCAUCGAGGAGUACAUCUGCCCCACGUGUCAGCGCAACAGCAACAUCAACCAGGCCAACCUGAAGCCCUUGCAGCCAAAGGACUUUGACAACCUGCGCAAGCUGCUCAAGAGCCUUCAGACGCACAAGAUGGCCUGGCCUUUCUUAGAACCUGUCGAUGCAAAGGAGGCACCUGACUACUACACAAUCAUAAAAGAACCUAUGGACCUGCAGACCAUCGAGCGACGGUUGCAGACUCGCCACUACGAGAAGCUGAGCGAAUUCAUCGGCGACAUGACCAAGAUAUUCGACAACUGCCGCUACUACAACCCGCGCAACUCGCCCUUCUACCAGUGCGCCGAGGUGCUCGAGGCGUUUUUCGUCCACAAGAUCAAGGUGUUCCGCGAGAGCAUCGCGUGGUGACCCGAAGGCGUAGGAGACACCGCGGAGUACUCUCCUCCCCGCCACUGAAAGAAGGCGCGCAUUGUGACGACGCACACCGAACUGCGUACUACAGUGAACGUGAACGCUUAUCGCGCGCUGGCGCUGUCGACUAACGUAACGCGCGCCGUCGGACUCGUACGUGCGCCGGCCGUGUCGCUUUGCAUACAGACAAGGCCAGGCUCCGUGGAGCUGUGCGUGUGUGGAGCUGUUCGUCGAGGUUCGGACAAUGAUGAAGAUGGCAGGCAUCAUGUUGACUGUGUCACCGUUCUGCCUCGACGCUACAGCAUCUAAGUGUCGAAUCAUCACUUGGACUUCGGGCGAUGGAAAAAAAAAAAAGUUUGUACAUAGUGUAGAGGGAGAUUUCUCUUCAUUGCCAUAGCAGCCUCAUUAAUACAGCGCGCACCACCAACACCAUUCUUUUUCGUUUGUUUAUUCCUUUUGUGCUGUUUACCUCCACACGUUUUUGUAGAGCCACGCUCGAAGCGCUGUUCUUUUGGCAGCAGCGUGUCUCUCAAAUUUCUAUUUCUUGCGCGUUGCAAGUGCAAAAUCAUGACCGGUAGACUUUUUUUUUUUUUUUUUUGAUGUGCAUUUCAUCCCCCCCCCCCCCCAAACUUUUCAUGAAAUUUGUUUUUAAAGUGUGAAUAAGGGACGACAGCUGAUGAAAUUAUGUAUUAAUAUGUACAGGUUAAGGGGGGGGGGGGGGUAUGCAAGUGGUUUUGUAAAACGGCGCCGAACGUUUUCAUGUGUCACUGCUGGCCUUGUUUAUUCUCUACUGAAACAUGACAAAGACGUAGACUUCAGUUUUUUGUGUCUAUGUGCAUGCGUGCCAGUGUGUGUGUAUUUAGUUGCAAAUUGUCUAUGCAUUUUUUGAGAUGAAUGCCCGAAGCUUGCGUCGGAGACUGGAAACAUGCAUGUUACCUUGGACUCGCUUUGCAAAGCUUUGUUUUUAAUUCUUUCAAGCAUUGUACAUUGUGGUCAGCAGUAAAUAUUUAUUCCGUUAAAAGAACAAGUCUGGAUGCAGGCAAGGUGUUGCGGCCAGUGACAAAGAAGAAAAGGAAAAAUGCGUUGGAAAACGACCUUUGCCGUUAUUUCUUCAGAAAAUCAAAAGGUCGUGGCCCACGAAACUGUUAUAAUGGUCAACUCAUGGGUGGGACAGCGAAAUUGUAUUAGUCACUUUGGGCGACAUACCAAAAGACGGCGUCCAGUACAAAAACUGCACAGUAGCUUUUGUUUAGAGCUCAUGCCUGCUUGCACGACGCUCAUUUGAAUUUUUUUUUAAUUGCUUGUGCCAUCUAGUUACAUGUAUAAAAUACGUGAAGAAAGAAACCUCAAAACUAUUUCAUUGAGUGCUGUGCUUUUAGAAAAGAAAAAAAAUUUGAGGAGUCAAACUCCUUUAACACCAAUGUACUAUCACCACAAAUUCAAAUGCAAACAAGUCACAAAACAAUGCUUUUUUUUUUAAAGGUUUGUGACAAGGAAAUCUUAAUGGACGGCAUAAAGACAAAGGCCUAGUUUCUGAUAGUUUAGGUACAAAGCAGCCUCUGCACGAAGUUUUACAUUUGAAAUAUAAGCGGAUGUGUCGCAAAAGGAUUGCAAAAAUUAUAUUUUCGAUACUUAAACACAGAUGACACCAUUGCCACUCAGUAGAAGUGACAGAACUCGAAACCUUGAGAACUAGGUUUCCUAGGUUGGACAGCAAUAUCGACACAUAUGCCUGCAUAUGGGAUCGGCGUCACAUUUUCUUACCACCAGGUGCACAUGUCGGCUGAUACGGGGCGAUGCGAGAUAUAAUUUAAAAAUGAGGCGAUUGCCAACCCUGCCGCGUUGCAAAGAUUAUUUCACCUGGAUAUGCUACUUGCAGCCCAUUGAGCUAGAGUGAAAAGAUUUAGUUGCAGGCAACCUUUUAAUUCAGGCUCCAAAACAAAGCCUGGAAAAAAAAAAGCUACACAGGCCAAAUAAAUGUCGCACACCCAUGUAAUUACGCCGUUCUGAUAGGGUUUCUUUCCUGUUUGCAUUUCAAUUUAUGGUGAUGCUACCAACCAAAGUGCAUCUGUACGUUCACAGCAAAGCAGCCAGCAACAUUUAACUACCACCUCUUCUGAAGAAGCAAAUGGAUUGGGGCAUGUCUGCCAAUAACGUGGCCGAAUCAAAAAGCCGGUUUCCGGACCUGGAGUGUCAUUUUUUUUUCUUUCUUUUUGUGUUCUCUGGCAACAUACAUUCGUGUUUUCUGGAGCACCAAAGCGCCCUGUACAUAACCAUUACCAUUGUCUCUCACCACCUGCUUGCCCUCCCAACAACAUUUGCAACCACGUCUGCACAGGUGCGCCGAGCGAUUCGCCGCCGCUGCCGCCGGCUUUUGUUUAUAAUGGAGUCCUAAAAGCAGUGACAAAUGAUGCUUGCUCGUUGCUUUCUGCACACAACGCCGGCGUGGCCUUUUUUGGGCCGCACCGGCACUUUUUAACCAUUUCUGCACUCGAAUGGGUAAGAGGGGGGAACAUAUGAUGCGUCACACAUGGGAGUGUACGAACGUACAUGUUGCAAAAAUGGUUAAAAUAAAGAUGACAAAAAAGGCGACUCUGCUACUACGUUGCGAGAUGUGUAACAUUGUAAACAUGUUAUUUGUAUGAAAAACAACAAAAAAUAAAUUAUAUCGAGCAAGAA